AUGAUUCUGAGAAUAAAGUCGGUGGAAUUUCGAUCGAAGACUCGUUUUCUUGAACGAGAAUUCAGAUCGACGAUUCAACAACAACAACAACGACGACGACGACGACGACAAGCAAACAGCAGAAGGAGCCGGUUUCGAGCAAAAGUGCGAGGCACCUUCGAGAUGUUUAAUGUUUAUCUCGUAGGUGAGGUGUUCCUCGUUAAUCCGUUUGAUGGCUCUUCGUUUUAUAUAGAGUCGAUAAACGAGAAUCACGAGGUUGGAUUACUUCCGUCUCGUGAGCUUAUGCAAAAUAAGGAGACAGUCGUGAAGGCCCUUGACCCAGAAAGCAGUUUCAAAUGCAGAAUACAGGAUUAUCAGGGACUCGAGCCACUUCCCACGAUAAUUCCUCGGCCCACGACUAUUAAUAUUUUAUUAACGUGUCAAAUUUACAAGCGAGAGAAUAUGAAAAUGAAUUUGUUUUUAUUAUUCAAUUUUUACAAUUUUUUCCUCUUAAUAAACUGUCAAAAUUUUUUUGAAAAAAAUCAGGGAAAAAUGUUUCUUACUCUAGAUGAUCAACAAAGUAAUAAGAAUAAUAAUUAUGAUUUACGUGUUAAUGAAAAAGAUUUGAACGAGGCACAAAAUUUAUCAGCUAUAAUUCAGUCAAAUUCAAUUCCAAAGCAGAUGAGUGAGGACGAAAAACAAUUUGAAAAAAUACUAAAAAUCGACAAAAUUACCAAAGAUACUUUGAGAAUUAUUGAUGAAAUUUUAAACAACUAUUUUCCUAACACAAUUUGCGAACAAUUAAAAAAUGAGAAAAAAUUUAUCAACAAGGAUGAAAUUUUUCAUGUAAUUCGAAAUUUCACCGAAUGUAUUCAAUAUUUAUCGAAUUCAAUAAAUAACAAUUCUAAUGACGAUGAUGAAUUAAGAAAUUUAACAAUAAGUACUGUCAAUUUAAUAAAAAAUCUCAUUUCACUGAUUGUUGAUAAUUGCAAAAAUGAUACAACUUCAAAAAGUGAGGAAAUAAAUUCAAAAUGUUAUAUGUCCGAAAUUUUAAGGUCAAUCGUCCAAACUUUGGAUGAUUUUAAUCAACUGGAAGAACAAAAUUCUUUCUAUGAGGAAAUUUUGACUGUAUUUGAAGAGGAAAACCACUCGACCCAAGAAUUUAUCGAUCUCCUUUGCAAUAUAUCGAAAAUAUUUGAUAAUUUAGGAAAAAUUGCUAACGACUACGAAAUAGAAAUGGUCAUCGAAAGCAGUAAUUUAGGAGUAGAAUUCGAAGAGGAAAUGGAAAAGAUUCUGGAAGGCAUCAGUAAUAAUACGACAUGGAAGGAAAUACAAUCCUUCCUCUAUGAGGAAGCAAAAAUUAUAGGAACAGAAAGUAGAUCAUCGUCUUUGUGGCAAGAACCAAGUUCCACUGUAUCUGCUACCGGAGAACUGUUUUCAAAUCCAAUGAUUCGAACUUUGAAUUUAACGGAGUCUAGUACAGGAAAACUGUUUUUAAAUCCAAUUAUUCGAACAAUAGACUUAACGGAGUCUACUACGAGAAAACUGUUUUUGAAUCCGACAGAAUUUACGACAACUGAAACUACAACCGCAGAAUUUACAACUGAAUCUACAACCGCAGAAUUUACAACUGAAUCUACAACCGCAGAAUUUACAACUGAAUCUACAACCAGUGAAUCUACAACCACUAAACUAACAAUCACUGAAUUUGUCCAUACAAUUAGUGCACCACCGAUAAAUAUUUGGAUAACUGCCAAUUUCUCCAAUUCCACAAAAGAAUCAGCGACGACUCCCAUUCAAAAUAGUGUUACAAGGGCGGAAUUGGAUGAAGCUAGUUUUAUCGAAACUAGUACAAAAGAAAUUGUAACGGAAAAUACAGCAAACGGUGGACCCAAACUAACAAAAUCGGAUAUGGUUGUCACUAACAAUUUGGAAGAUAAAGGAAAACUGUCACUUGCAAAGUCCCCUACCAAAAGUGUAUUAGAAUCUAAUGAUAAAACAUUGGAUCAAAAAGCGUCUGUAACAGAAUCUAAUGACAGAACGUAUUCAUUGGAUCAAAAAGCGUCUGUAACGGAAUCUAAUCACAAAACCUACCCAAUGGAUCGAAAAGCGUCUGUAACGGAAUCUAAUCACAAAACGUACUUAAUGGGCCAAAAAGCGUCUGUAACGGAAUCUAAUCACAAAACCUACCCAAUGGAUAAAAAAGCGUCUGUAACGGAAUCUAAUCACAAAACAUACCCAAUCCAACAUACUAAUCCGUUAACAACGGAGCCAACUACAACUGCCAAAAGUGAUCUAAUUGUUAAUUUUAAAAUUCGGGAUCAUCCGAACUCAACAAAAGACGUACUUUCUUCUGCUACAUCAAAUUUUCAAGGUGGAAUUACCACUCCAAGAGAAAUACAAACUAUAACCCCUGUUCCAAAAACGGAACCAUUAGCAAUUACUAGAACAAAAGCAACAACUGGAAUCAUUCCAAAGAAAUCAAUUUCUAACGUUUUGUCAAUAACAACUAGCAAGUUGGAAGAAUCAUCUACGAGAGGGAACCCUACAGAAAAAAUGACAAAGCAUUUGGAUCAAAAAGCGUCCGUAACGGAAUCUAAUGACAAAACAUACCCAAUGGAUCGAAAAGCGUCUGUAACGGAAUCUAAUGACAAAACACAACCAAUUGAUCGAAUGGCGUCUGUAACGGAAUCUAAUCACAAAACGUACCCAAUGGACCAAAAAGCGUCUGUAACGGAAUCUAAUCACAAAACGUACUUAAUGGGCCAAAAAGCGUCUGUAACGGAAUCUAAUGACAAAACAUACCCAAUGGAUCGAAAAGCGUCUGUAACGGAAUCUAAUGACAAAACACAACCAAUUGAUCGAAUGGCGUCUGUAACGGAAUCUAAUCACAAAACACAACCAAUGGAUCGAAAAGCGUCUGUAACGGAAUCUAAUCACAAAACGUACCCAAUGGACCAAAAAGCGUCUGUAACGGAAUCUAAUCACAAAACGUACUUAAUGGGCCAAAAAGCGUCUGUAACGGAAUCUAAUCACAAAACCUACCUAAUGGAUAAAAAAGCGUCUGUAACGGAAUCUAAUCACAAAACAUACCCAAUGGAUCGAAAAGCGUCUACUAGAAAUAAAGUAGAGAAGGGGUCAACAAUACUGGAGUCAUCAUCACCAACAUUUACCAAUCCAUUAACAACCGUCGAGCCAACUACAACUACCGAAAGUGAUCUAAUUGUUCAUUUUAGAAUUCGAGAUCAUCCGGACUCGAAAAAAGGCGUCCUUCCUACUGCUAGAUCAAAUAUUCAAGGUGGAAUCACCACUCCAAGAGAAAUACAAACUAUAACCCCUGUUCAAAAAAGGGUACCAUCAGCAAUUACUAGAAGAACAGCAACAACUGGAAUCAUUCCAAAGAAAUCAAUUUCGAACAUUUUGUCAAUAACGGCUAGCAAGUCGAAAGAAUCAUUUCUGAAAGGGAACCCUAGAAAAAAAGUAACAAAGCAACCAGUGAAUACUUUACUCUGCUUCUUUGCAAAACUGUUUACCUGUGUUGGUAAAGUUUUCAAAAAAUUCUACAAUUGUGUGUUUAAUUAAAACUCUUUUCUCCAUCCGAAACAUUAUGCCCAUAAAAACAUUCUGUUAGAUCUAACCGAAAAUAGCCAUUAAUCUGGAAUUAACCCUGCGGCGAGUGCCGACAAACCGCCAUAUCUCCUUCAAGGUGAUAAUCCCUCAAAAUGGUAAAUUAUUCAAACACCAAAUUAAUAAAACUCUAAUGAAUAAAAUUCUACACUUGAACAAAGAAAUAGGUUUGCGAUAAAAAUUAAGAAAGAGUUGAUGUACACUAAAAUAGAUAAAUAUUUUAUAUAUGUAAACAGUGACAAGGUUCUAGAUAAUUCAGAAAACACGUGCACUAAAAUUACAAACUGUAAUAUUGAAUACCAUUAUUCAGUUGUAACACACGUGUAUCAAUAAAAUAAAACAGGGAAGAAGAGGGCGCAAUUUUAAACUGAAGAACGCAAAUGUUUUUUCUGUAGAAAAAAUUAUUUACAUUGUUGAAAUAUUAUUUAAAUAUUAUAACAAUUAUUAAACACUUUAAAAAAUUAUUAUAAUUUAUUAUCAUGUGUAUAUAAAAAAGGCAUAAAUUAAUAUCGUCACUUAAGAAUCAUGUUAGUUAAUAAAAACGAAAAAUCAUUAUUAUUCUUCGACUAUUAAA
Leptopilina heterotoma is the source of this 4180-nucleotide messenger RNA. RefSeq names its product flocculation protein FLO11-like. The transcript is spliced from 5 exons. The record is from RefSeq and is a predicted model, not a curated record. The coding region runs from base 1 to 3561 and encodes 1186 amino acids. NCBI's taxonomy places the organism in Eukaryota, Metazoa, Arthropoda, Insecta, Hymenoptera, Figitidae.